AUGAUCCGCUCGACGCAAAUAUCACGGCUGGACGGCCUCAUGCUCUGCGCCUCCGUGGACGAUGACCAGUCCGCGCCCCAACUCGCCGAGGUCAAGCAACAGACCCGUCAGGUCCUGCGCAAACUCACAUCCCAGUCCGAACCCCAGGCCUCCAUCGACUGUGGCGCCUCCUACACCCUCCACUACCUCAUCGACAACGCCAUCAUCUUCCUCACCAUCUGCGACCGCUCGUACCCGCGCAAGCUGGCCUUCACCUACCUCUCCGACCUGGCGCGCGAGUUCACCACAUCCCACUCGCUCCAGCAGAUCCACUCGCCCACGCUGCGGCCGUACGCGUUUAUGGAAUUUGACGGAUUCAUCACAAAGACAAAGGCCGUCUAUGCGGACUCGCGGGCGAGCGCCAACCUCGACCAGCUCAACGACGAGCUCAAGGACGUCACCAAGAUCAUGACCAAGAACAUUGAGGAUCUUCUGUACCGCGGCGACAGCUUGGAGCGGAUGGGCGAGAUCAGCAGUCGCCUGCGGGACGACAGCAAAAAGUACAGGAGAGCGGCGGUGCGGAUCAACUGGGAACUACUGCUUAAGCAGUACGGUCCCUUUGCGGGUCUGGGCUUCAUCAUCCUGGUGUUCAUAUGGCUGCGAUUCUUCUGA
This is a messenger RNA of Emericellopsis cladophorae, 651 nucleotides long. Its product is annotated as Protein transport protein-like protein. Lineage: Eukaryota; Fungi; Ascomycota; Sordariomycetes; Hypocreales; Bionectriaceae. Gene Ontology annotation, cellular component: ER to Golgi transport vesicle membrane; Golgi membrane; SNARE complex. The transcript has 2 exons. Gene Ontology annotation, biological process: vesicle fusion with Golgi apparatus; retrograde vesicle-mediated transport, Golgi to endoplasmic reticulum; endoplasmic reticulum to Golgi vesicle-mediated transport. Bases 1 to 651 code for a protein of 216 amino acids. Gene Ontology annotation, molecular function: SNAP receptor activity. The record is from RefSeq and is a predicted model, not a curated record.